Molecule: messenger RNA, 945 nt
Organism: Podarcis muralis (Common wall lizard)
Lineage: Eukaryota; Metazoa; Chordata; Lepidosauria; Squamata; Lacertidae
Product: olfactory receptor 8U3-like
Biological process (GO): G protein-coupled receptor signaling pathway
Cellular component (GO): membrane
Molecular function (GO): G protein-coupled receptor activity; olfactory receptor activity
Source: RefSeq, a predicted model, not a curated record
AUGGCAGAUGCCAAUCACACCGUGACCACAGUGAAGGAGUUCAUUCUGUUUGGACUCACCGACCGCUCGGACCUACAAGUCCCCCUAUUUGUCAUCUUCCUCCUGAUCUACGUUAUCACUGUGAUGGGGAAUCUUGGGAUUAUCCUUCUAAUCCGGACUGAUAGCCACCUCCAUAACCCCAUGUACUUCUUCCUCAGCCACUUGGCUUUUGUUGACCUCUGCUAUUCCUCUGUCAUUGCCCCUAAGAUGCUGGCAAACUUCUUAGCAGCUAAGAAAACCAUCUCGUACUAUGCGUGCGCAGCACAGCUGGGCUGCUUCCUUACUUUCAUGAUCACAGAGUGCUUUCUCCUGGCGGUGAUGGCAUAUGACCGUUACGUGGCCAUCUGCAAUCCACUGCUUUAUCGGAUCAUCAUGUCCCAGAGAGUCUGCAUCCAGCUGGCAGCUGGCCCUUAUGCAUACAGCUUCUGUGUUGCCUUGUUCCACACCAUAGUUACAUUUCGUUUGUCCUUCUGCUCUGCUAAUGUGAUCAACCAUUUCUACUGUGAUGACCUCCCGUUGUUAGCCCUUUCUUGCUCUGACACCAGCACCAAGCAGAUACUGAUUUACGCUUUUGCUGGUUUUGAUAUGCUAUGCUCCCUUCUCAUUGUUCUCAUCUCUUAUACGUUUAUCCUCUCAGCCAUUCUGAGAAUCAGCUCUGCUCAGGGACGACUCAAAGCCUUCUCCACGUGUGCUUCUCACUUGACUGCUGUCACCAUCUUCUAUGGAACUCUGAUCUUUAUGUAUUUGCAACCUAGUACAAACCACUCUCUAGCAACGGAUAAAAUAGCUUCCGUUUUCUACACACUGGUGAUUCCUAUGCUCAAUCCUCUGAUCUAUAGCCUGAGAAACAAGGAGGUGAAAGAUGCUCUGAAGAGAACAACAGAGAGAAUUGUUGUUGUCCGCUGA